AUGACGCGUCUAGUAGUCAUGCCAGAAGCAAAUGAAAAUAUUGGUAUGGAACUUGUUUUUAAUGAUAAUAGUAGUGGCGAAACCGAUAACAUCGAUAUGAUUAAUUCAUCUGAUAAUACUGGAAAUGAUGAUAACAUAGAAGAAGUAAUUGUUUAA
Entrophospora sp. SA101 is the source of this 156-nucleotide messenger RNA. Lineage: Eukaryota; Fungi; Glomeromycota; Glomeromycetes; Entrophosporales; Entrophosporaceae. The record is from the annotation of a GenBank genome assembly.